This is a messenger RNA of Candoia aspera, 6828 nucleotides long. RefSeq lists its product as uncharacterized. Gene Ontology annotation, molecular function: calcium ion binding. The coding region runs from base 34 to 5856 and encodes 1940 amino acids. Gene Ontology annotation, cellular component: plasma membrane. The record is from RefSeq and is a predicted model, not a curated record. Lineage: Eukaryota; Metazoa; Chordata; Lepidosauria; Squamata; Candoiidae. Gene Ontology annotation, biological process: homophilic cell-cell adhesion. The transcript is spliced from 8 exons.
GGGGCUUUUUUAAGAAUAAAACUCACUGUGACUAUGGUGAUUUUACACCAAAGGCCCUUGAAGAACAGUUGGUUACUACAGCUGUUCCUGCUGCAUGAAGCCUGGAAAAUGGGGAGAGGGCAGCUGCGUUACUCUGUACCAGAAGAAUCCCAGCCCGGUACUUUUGUGGGCCAGCUAGCCCAGGACCUGAGACUGGAGGUGGAGGAGCUUAUGCCCCGGAUGUUUCAGAUGAAGUUUCAAGGCCGUGGAAACUACUUAAAGGUAGAUAUGCAGAAGGGAAUUUUAUUUGUUAAUUCCCGAAUAGACCGAGAAGAACUGUGUGCCAAGACUGCUGUAUGCACCAUUCACCUAGAAGUGAUCCUGCAUAAACCUCUGAGGGUUUUCCAUGUGGAGGUGGAGAUUGAAGAUAUCAAUGAUAAUGCUCCUAUAUUCACAGCAGCUGAGCAAAACCUGAGUGUUUCUGAAUCUAGGCUUCCAGAUUCAUCGUUCUUAUUAGAAGGAGCCUUUGAUGAUGAUAUAGGUUCCAACUCCCAGCUCAGCUAUAAAAUCAGCCCAAAUGGACAUUUCACCUUGGAUGUUCUAAACAAUGAGGAACACGGUGAGUCUUUAGUCCUUGUGCUAAGAAAACCUCUUGAUAGAGAGUUAACCCAUGUAUAUAAUUUAUUGCUCACAGCUACUGAUGCAGGCAAACCAGAGCAAACUGGAACUGCUCUGUUGGUGAUCAAUGUGCUAGAUGCAAAUGACAAUGCACCAGUUUUUAAUCAAACUGUGUAUAAAAUAAAACUUUUUGAAAAUGCAAAAAAGGGAACACUAAUUAUCAGUCUCAGUGCAACUGAUCUUGAUGAAGGGAUUAACAAAGACCUUACAUAUGUAAUUAGAAACGUUAAUCCACACCAUUUAGGUGCAUUGAUUAAUUUAGAUCCCAGCAAUGGACAAAUAAGAUUAAAUGGGGAGCUUGAUUUUGAAAGCAUUAAAGUAGGAGAAAUUGGAAUAGAGGCAAUAGAUAAAGGCUCCCCUCCAAUGAAAGGACACUGUAAAGUUCUGAUUGAGGUAUUUGAUGUAAAUGAUAAUGCACCAGAAGUGUCAAUCUCAUGCCUAUCAGUACCAAUGUCAGAGGGCUCCCCACUAGGGACAGUGGUGGCCCUGCUCAGUAUUUCUGAUAGAGACUCUGGUAGCAAUGGACAAGUAAGCUGCUCCUUGUGGCCUUCUGACCUUCCAUUCAAACUUUCAUCUAGUUUUAAGAAUUAUUAUUCACUGGUGCUGACUGAGCCCCUGGAUCGGGAACAGAUAUCUGAAUAUAGGAUAGUAGUGGUGGCCCAAGAUCAAGGGGAUCCAUUGCUUUCAACCACCAGCAACCUGAUUGUGCCCAUCAGUGACAUAAAUGACAAUGCACCUAUAUUCACACAGCAUAGCUAUAUUGCCUUCAUGAAGGAGAACAAUCCACCUGGUGCUCACAUUUUCACGAUAUCUGCCUCAGACCCAGACAUGGCUGAAAAUGCGCAGGUCAGCUAUUGGAUAGAUGAGACACACAGAUCACUGUCCAGCUACAUCUCCAUACAUUCAGAGAGUGGAAAGCUCUAUGUGUUACUGCCCUUGGACUAUGAGGAAGUGAAACUUCUGGAGUUCCAGGUGAGAGCCAAAGAUUCUGGACUGCCCUCUUUAUGUGCAAAUGUGACAGUGCAAGUAUUUGUGAUGGAUGAGAAUGACAAUGCACCUGCAGUGUCUGGAUCAGAAGAGGUUCCUGUUUUACUAGAAUAUCCAUUGGCCGCUGGCCACGUGGUGGGCAAGAUCCAUGCUGUUGAUGCUGAUGCAGGCUACAAUGCAUGGCUGUGCUAUGAACUGCUUGAAGCAACAAACAGCCUAUGGCAAAUUGGGCUAUAUAAUGGUGAGAUCAGUACCACACGUAACUUAGAUGAACGAGAAGGCAGUAGCAGUCAGAAUCUACUAGUGCUGGUGAAAGAUCAUGGCCAACCAGUGCUGUCUGCCACAGCAACAUUCAGUGUGUCACUGAGAGUUAAUCUUCAAGCUGUUCACAUGGAUACCCAACAUCUUGGGCUGGGAAUGAACCCAGGGCCUUUGGCAGACAAUUCCAACAUCUACUUAAUCAUUGCCAUCUGUUUAGUGUCUAGCUUAUUCCUGUUGGUGACUGUAUUAUGCAUGGCCCUGCAAUGUCAGUCUCUUCCCAACGGGAGAGCAAUAUAUGGUCCUGGUACAGCUACAUUGGUUUGUGCCAGUGAAGUGGGUAGCUGGUCAUAUUCAAAUCGUCACAGCCACAUCUUGACAGCUACUACCAGGGAGGCUAGUGCAAAGAACGACUUGAUGGUUUUCAGCCCCAAUAUUCCCGGGUUUACAGACAAUGAAGAAGAGUACAAUAGGAAGGAACUAAUCCCAGCUUCACUCGGGCAGGUGGAAUCUACCACGGUAGCAACGGGGAGGCAGCCUGGCGUGCGACAGAGGGAGAAAUCUCAAACCCCUGAGAGGCUGAGAGUAGUGGAGGUGAAAAUGGAAUCGGUGGAGUAUCUGCUAAAAAACCUGUCUUCGGCGAUGGGCGGCCAGGCUACUGAACGUGGGACGAGGAGAGGCAGCGACACUACACGCGAGGCCAGUGUAUCUGAUGUGGAAAAGUGGGACAUUGAGCCGCAGACUGCCCAAAAACCAGGGCUGGAGAUCAAGCGACUAAAGCGCCAACCAAAUCGCCCACCCCCAUCGCGACGGAUGACAGCGGCCAAGGGGACUACUGACGUCGAAGAAGAGAUUUACUUCUCAGGAGAGGCUGAUGUUGCCUCUAUAUUCGGCGAUUCUGUGCGCCUAGUUCCGCGCCGCUCCAGUGCCUUCUCCCUCCCGGAGACCCUCGCGAUACAGGAGGAAGGGCUACGGAUCUCGCCGUUGUGGAAGAGGCCUCUAAGCGGCGCUGUGGCCCAGGGUGGACUCGAUCUGCCGGGAGCUGAGCGGGAAGGAAGCCAGGGAAAAAGAAUGCGGGUCUAUUUAAUGGUGUGCUGUCUUAUUUUCUACACCGUGCAUGGACAAGUAGAGUACUCCAUCGCCGAAGAAACUGAGCGCGGCGCGCCAGUCGGGAACCUUGCAAAGGAUUUGGGCAUUGAUGCGGCUAGGCUGCCCUCCCGCAGAUUCCGCAUGAUCACCAGCUCAAGUAAGCAAUAUUUCAGCCUCAACGCGAGCACCGGAGCUUUGUCUGUUAACGAACCCAUCGACAGGGAAGAGAUCUGUGUACAAAAGCCUACCUGCUCUCUGAAUUACAAGCUCGUGUUAGAAACCCCCCUGGAGCUUUAUAAAGUGCAGUUUAAAAUAUUGGACGUGAACGAUCACGCUCCCACUUUUCUGCUAGAUGAAUAUCAUGUGAAUGUGGCCGAGUUCCUGGCUCCGGGAGUUCGGUUCACCCUCCCUGUUGCCCAAGAUCUCGACGAAGGCAUCAACAGCGUCCAGAGCUACACGCUAAGCCCCAACCAGCAUUUCCGAUUGGAAAUGCAGACUCGUGGGGAUGGGAGCCGAUAUCCUGAACUGGUACUAGAAAAGCCCUUGGACCGGGAGCAGCAGGCCACACACAGGCUUACUAUCACAGCUAAAGAUGGAGGGAGCCCCCAGAGGUCUGGAGAUGCUCAGGUUGUGGUAACCGUCCUGGACACAAAUGACAAUGCCCCUACUUUUGAGCAUUCUGUCUACAGGGCCAGUGUGUUGGAAAACUCUCCUAGAGGCACUCUGGUCACUCAGGUGCAAGCCACAGACUUAGAUGAAGGUCAGAAUGGAGAGGUCUUCUACUCAUUUAGCAACAGCACGUCCCCUGAGCUACAGAAGAUGUUCAGCAUCAACCCCCAGAAUGGCGAGAUAAAAGUCAGUGGUGCUUUAAAUAUCCAAAAGCCCCUGCUCGAGAUGUUCAUUGAAGCAAGGGAUAAAGGAGUCUUCGGCAUGUCCAGUGUAGCCAAACUGUUGGUGGAAAUAACUGAUGUGAACAACAAUGCCCCCGAGAUUACACUCACCUCGCUGUCCAGCCCCAUCCCAGAGGAUUCUCUACUGGGCACAGUGGUGGCUCUUUUGAGCAUUACUGAUGAAGAUCCUGGAGAGAAUGGGGAAGUCAUUUGCAAGAUUCCUGUUGACAUCCCCUUCCAACUCAAGUCCUCUUUUGAUAGUUACUACAGUCUGGUCACUAGUGGCCUUCUUGAUCGGGAACAGGUCAGUGAAUACAACAUUAUGGUCACUGCCUCUGAUCUGGGUUCCCCUCCCAUUGCCACUCAGAAAGCCCUGUGGGUGCAAAUUGCAGAUGUGAAUGACAAUCCUCCCAAAUUCCUCAACCAGAUGCGUGAAAUUUACAUAACAGAAAACAAUAAGCCCGGGGUGUCUCUUUUCCAGAUGUCAGCCUCUGAUCCAGACCUUGGGGAGAAUGGUCGGGUAUCUUACUUUCUCAGGGACAUUGACAUCCAGGGCAGUUCCUUGUCCAGCUAUUUGGCCAUUGAUGCAGACAGUGGAAUCAUCUAUGCAAAAGACACUUUUGACUUUGAACAACUCCAGAAUUUUCAUUUCCAAGUGGAGGCAAAGGACAAUGGCUUCCCAAUACUGACUGCCACUUUUAUUGUCAGUAUUACAAUCCUAGACCAGAAUGACAAUGCCCCAGUCAUCCUGUACCCAGAUGUGAGGAAUGGUUCAGUGGCAGUGGAAAUUGUGCCACGCUUGGCAGAUGCCAACUAUUUAGUGGCCAAGGUGGUGGCCCAUGACCCAGACAGUGGGCAGAAUGCUUGGCUUUCCUACCACCUCCUGCACUGUUCGGACAGAACCCUAUUUCAGGUUUCACCAAAUGCUGGGGAACUUAGGACUAGUCGCUCAAUGAGAUCUAGUGACCCUAUCAAGCACAAAGUGGUGGUCUUGGUGACAGACAGUGGGGAGCCUUCCCUCUCCUCCAGUGUAACUCUGGGCAUCCUACUAGCUGACACACUCCCACAAGCACUCCCAGACUUUGAUGACAGUCUGGAAGCACAUGGGCAGCAGCUGUCCAGCUUGAACUUCUACUUGAUCAUUGCUCUGGCCUGCCUUUCCCUUGUCUUUUUUGGAUUUAUCAUUUUCCUUUUUGCUAUUCGACUUUUCCAUUGUAGGACUAACCCCUCUUGCAGUUGUUGCUGCCCCACGGAUGAGUAUGAGAAGUACCGGUACAAUGUGCGCAUGCUCCCAAGCUCUCAUUUUACCCCAGAGAUGGUUGAGGUUGCAGGGAUGGGGAAGCUUACGCACACCUAUUUAUAUAGGGCAGCCUUAGGUGUAGGAACUAGCAAUAACAACUUGAUGCCCAACAGAGAUGCCGGGAACCUUUCCAAGGGGGCGGGAUUAUUGCAAGUGCCAGCAUCCUGCAUUCAAGUACAGAAGGUGAAGAGUGACCAUUUUAAUGCCAUUCUGGUGCCAAAACCGCCCAAUCCUGAUUGGCGUUAUUCUGCAUCUUUAAGAGCUGGAAUGCAAGGUGCUGUACACAUGGAAGAGACAGGAGGCCUACGUGUUGGAUCAGGAGGACCCGAGCAGCAGUGGCCAACAGUAUCCAGUGCAACAACAGAACCUGAAGCUGGUGAAGUGUCUCCUCCAGUGGGAGCUGGAGUGAACAGCAACAGCUGGACUUUCAAAUAUGGGCCUGGUAAUUCCAAGCAGCCCGGUCCCAGUGAGUUGCCAGACAAAUUCAUUAUCCCAGGAUCUCCUGCCAUCAUCUCCAUUCGUCAAGAUCCACCAAACAGCCAAACUGAUAAAAGUGACUUCAUAACCUUUGGCAAGAAGGAAGAGACCAAGAAAAAGAAGAAAAAGAAGAAGGGAAACAAGGCUCAGGAUAAAAAAGAAAAGAACAACAGCGCCACUGACAACAGUGACCAGUGAGGGGUUUAUACUGAACAAUAGAUUUAGCCAAUUUUUGUAAUCUUGGAAGAGCUCUCCCAUGUAGCAACUCCUAACUUCUUCCUACUGUUAACCAAUUUCCUGUAUGUGCAAGACUUCAAAAAUCUGCAGGGAAUUCACAAUGUCUUUUGCUUAACAGGUUUUGUCUUGAAAGCUUUAUCACGCCUGACAUUAACUGUUUUUCUCCACCCUGGCUUAUUUUCAGAAUCUAAAAAGCAGACCUGUUUCCUUUCUCCUACUCUGGAGAGGAAACUUUUCACGACACAGCCCAAGCAAAAUUGGACUCUGUAACCCUAUCCUGAUGACAGAUAUGGGAGUGGGGAGUUAAACAGUUUUGUUAUUGUGCACCCUGUAUCUGAUUGAAAACUCCUGUGCACUGAUGGUUGGCUAGGUGAUGCAAGGUCAGAUUAAUAUGAUGCAAAAGCACUCGCAAAACAUGAACAAAUUAAAUUACUUGUUAAAUUAAUGUGCAGAGCUGUGUGCCCGGGGAUCUACCUUAAAUUUGUGAUUAUUUUGUAUUCCACCAGAUUUAUUCAUGUAUGUUGUGAGUGCAAGCUUUUAUAUAUUUUAUAUGCACACUCCAGCAAAAAAGAAAGAUUAACUCAGACAACUCAUAUGAGAAACCAUGAAGUAUGUCUGCUUCCAAGCCAUUGGCCAUAUUGCCGCAACAAGGCCUUUGAUCUCCUAGCAAGGAUGUCCCUCAGGGAACGUCUGCAUGGCAACCUCCCAUAUCCUUGACUCACUACUGUAGAGCUAAACAGGGUGUGUGGAAAAUCUCCCUCUUGGAAAAAAAAACACAAAUAACUUUGGAGAGUGGGGAUUCCUUAUUCACAUCUUGUGUUCAGCUGUGUGGACAGAAGUGUUUCUAUAACCCAGACAACUGGAUGUCCCUCUGGGGCAUGUCCGAGGCUGUUAUGAAACCACUGUGCUGACAUGCUCACAGAGUUUAACAAA